AAAUUCUGGGUUGUGUGUUGUGUGCAGUUUUAGAGACACGGUGCAGGCUGGGAAACCGAACGCCUGUCGCUGGUUAUUGUCGGUCAGUGGUACGAGUCUGUGUGUGAACUGGACCAGCUGCUAGGAAUGGGACAGGAAAAUUCGUUGCUUCUGCUCCGGGAUCUCGAGGCAGCCAGUGCCAGUGAGUGACGUCACCGCGGGCCGUAAACACGUACUGUUGCGGAGGAGUGCUUUCCUACAGGAAAAGGUUCCAUUUUUCUCGUACUCGGUACAGAUUGGACUCACUUGUUGUGCAAUUCACGCUCGAUUACCUGGAACAGUGCCAGAAAUUCAAUUGAGUACAUUUUUAAUGACCGUCCCGAGGUUGGUUCGUGCAAUCGGUUAAAGUUUUUCCGAGUAAAUUUGCUAAACAGGAAGAUGAAAAGUGUGUGAAAUUUAUUGGCACUCUAUUUGGCCGCUUUGCAUCGCGUAUUCUCUUGCUCUCGCUGGAUGGUGCUCAGUUUGUUUGAUUGUGAAUUCAUCUCUCGCACCAGGAUCUAUCUUUGUGUGAUUGUGUAUGUGUGUGCGCCGUGUCCUAUCCUAGCAUCCAUUCACCGGAGCGCAGCAUAGAUGGAAUAGGAUAGCAAAACAGCGAAAAACUGCUGAAUUGUUUGGAUUGUUUAAGCGUACAUUCUGUGCGAUUGUGGAACAUUUUUCGGUGUUUCCAGUGUUCAACCGCGUGUGUUGUCUAGUUAUAUAAGCAAUUCCACGCGAGGUCGUAGGGCCCACUCGGUACCAAGAUAGUCUUCUUUCGAACGCGAAUGUCGAUAGUUAUUUAUCUGGCAAGUACUAAUCGAGAUAAUUGCUGUAUGUUUUAGUCCUGCCAGCACAAAUUAGCUCAUUGAAGGGGAAAAUGUUGUGCAGAUGUGGAAGAAAGUUCUCGGAAAAGUGGCAACAUCACCUAGCCUCAUGUUGCGGUUGAACACUCGCGAGUGAUUGCAUUUGCGUUCGUCCGAAACGGGAAAAGCUUGUCAUUCACUUGUGUUCCGUUACUUCCUUUCACGGAGGCGUUUUUCGGUCGUGAGAUUGAUAGCGCGUUGAUCUGGUUGGUGUCUUACUGAGACUGCUGGAAGCUCUUUCACUGACGGGGUUGACCUAUCACAGAGUACAUUCUCGGCCGUCAGCCUCGUUGCUUUACCGACCGUGCAGCGAUGUAAAAGUGCGUCAUAUGAAUUAUUCAGCGAGUGAAUGAACCAAGCGAACUUCCGGAAGAAAGAAGAGGAAGAAAACGAAACAACAGGAAGGCGUCGGAGCCCACUCGCAGGCUCACGAACGUGUGCAUGGAUUAUUAACACCGUCAACAGCUGGUCGUGCUUCCUGAUAUUUUCACCACUGGGACGUGCUUCCCCGCGUGCGAUGGACAGGUUUGCACCACGCUUCCUCGCUCGGCAAUAUCGAGGCGUCUUCGUCACAGUCGACCACAAAUCUAGCGGCGCGAAGUUACGAUUCUGAAGAUGAAACCAUGGGUAGGAAAAAAGGACGUCCUUUCGACACAAGACCAGGUUCAAGGCCACCCGUUUACUCGAAGGGAGACAUCCGUGAACAGUACUGCCUGACAGACAGACAGCUCAGCUCGAUAGAACAGCCACGGCGGGAGCGUUUUUUCGGUUGCUGGUCCGGUCGUAAUGCACCGCAGUCCUUCCUGGGGGUAUGCGUCGGGCGGAGAGCACCGUCGGAUGAGAAUCUUGCCGAUUACGCACCGAUCCAGCGGUAUCCCAGAUACAUUCAACCGGGACCGAUUACGAAAUCCAUUCUGCAGCAGUACGACGAUGAGUUGGACAAUCCGUACUUCCGGCGGAAACCGACAUCCUUUCUUGCCGGCAGUGGAGGCACUGGCAUGGUCACGGGAAGUAGUGUCACCUUGCCGGCCGGGGACGUGAGACGCUGUACCUGGAUGCCUCUGGACGAUGAUGCCGUGCGGAUAGAGGGCCCAAGACUUCAACGACAGCAGGACCUGCAGCAGCAGCAACAACAGCAGCAGCUACACCAGCAAUCGCAAGUGGACUUUUCACCCAGUCCAAGUUCGCUCUCGGCCAGUUCGCCGUUCAUUAUCACCGACAGUCCGCAAUUGACAUUUCCGUUGAACUAUUUGAGCCACAGCAGUGAACAGCUAUCAGGACUGUAUCGUUGUCUAGCACACACGGAGCUGCCGCCGGCUCCGACGCCACCACCACCACCCAACAUUGGCCUUAUCGACGGCAUGGCAGGCGGACCACCAAGAACCAAACACGUCAGUUUCGCCCGCUCCUACACCCUGACGUCAUUCGAUGAAGCCAUGGGCGGCCGACCUCGGUUGGCAGCAGCUAGAAGCCAGGAAAGACUGAUAGGCGGUAAGAAGCCAACAAUUACACUGUCCCAGCAGCAAGCGACCACACAAUUCGGCACCCCGAUGCACUCCAUCCUCCAGCAGCCAAAUCACCAGCCACUGUUAGUCCAGCAAUUACAGCAACAGCACCAGCAGCAUCAGCAAAUGGUCGGCCAGCCACAGGUACCCUCAAUUCAUCAGCACAUACACACUCACCAACAUCUGCAGCACCUUCAGCCUGUUCAUCCCGGUCAGCUCAUUAGUCAGCAUCAGCACCAGCAUCAGCAUCACCACCCGGUGAUCGCCGCACAGUCUCAGCAGCAACAGCAACAGCACCAUCAACCACCGGGAAGUGGUUCACUGUUGGUUCCUCCGACGCCUCCAAUUGGUGCCCAACCGGAAGUUGUAGUGGUUGAAAAAAUAAAACGAAGUGCCAUGAAAACGCAAGCCACCCAGACAGAGGUUUACGUUGGCAAGAAGGCAGCUCCACCCCACCAUCUUUCGCUAAGUCCUCGGACCGUUCACAGGGUAAAAAUGGUUUCCCAGGGAGCACAAACCAACGGGGGCCUGAACGGGAGGAAACUGACAAAAAGCCUCUCCGAGGCGGCGGACCGGGUACAGGAGAACGGCAUCGAUGGAACGCAGGACGACGGUCCCAAAACUCCAACCGAGCACGAGUUUCUUCAUCGAACACAGUCUGAAGAACCACCCAAGUCACCAUUUACCAUAACCUCACCGUCAUCCAAAUCACCGCUCAUGCAACAACAUUUCGAACUGCCGUCGCGAACCUCGUCUCGAAUGAGCCACUCGGAAACGUCCCGCAGCGACAUUUAUCCCCCCGAUACGAUACUAACCCAUUCGCGGAAUCACUCCCAGGACAGUGCGACUUCCUGCCGCUCGACAGAUGGAUCGCGAUCAUCCUACGAAGCAAGUUCCUAUCCGUACGAAAUGUACGACAGCGUCGUCAUUCCGAGGAGGGGAAGCCACACUCUUUCCACUGAACCAUUCCAAGUACUGCGCAGAGACAUCGAACAGAUUCACUAUCACGGUCACGAGAAUGGUUACGCAUUCGAAACACACAGUCUUCCGAGACGAGUCUGCAUUCACCACAAACCGGAAGAAUUCCAUACUCACACAUUGCCACGUCGCGAUCAUCAUCCGCAUCACCAUCAUGAGAUCAUCUUCAAGGAUCAACUCAAACUUCCUCCCCAGGAGAUUCUGAUCUCCAACGGUAGCGUUAACCAAGAUAUUCGUUCUUUCGACAGCAACAGUCUCAAUAGGCGAAUGUCCGCCCAUGCGACGGCACACCAAGACAAGCAAAGUCAACCGCAACAACGAAGAGCUUCCGCGUACGCGUACGUAGCUCCCGAAACACACACUCUGACCCGAAGAAACUCCAUAACCCACCAACAGGUUCAAAAAGUACAACCAAUGGUCCAAGCACAACAAUUACAGCAACCUCAAAAGCAACUCCCAGUGCAACCUCAACUCCAGCAACAGCAGCAGCAGCCACAGUUUCAACCUCUAAUCAAACCUCAACCACCAAUUUUCUCCCAACCUUCACACCCACCGCCGCCCUGUCCAAUAACCCCACCCAACAUCCAACCGAUGGACAUGCAGGACGAUACAAAAUCCUCUUCCUCGUCCGAAAGCUGCUCUACGUGUGACUCCGAAAGCGAGAAAGACGACAGAGAAGAAAAGGAAAUCUUCAUAGACUUUAAACCUCGAGUCUCACCCGUUCCGUCACCGAAUGCGGUGAAAAAGAAAAAAAUACAAAAAACCCUUUCCGAGGGAGAAAUCUUGCUGGAUCGUAAAAAAGUUCGUCUACCAGCGGACAUCAGUACUGUUUCAGCCAGCGAAGAAGAUCUCAAAUCACCCGGCUAUCAAACGCCCCUACAACACCCGGACACUAAUCUGCAGUUCAGCGGAACACCGAUCAAAGAUGAGGGUAUCUUCAUCGGCAGUCCACCGGCUGACGUGGAACGCAAGAAGGCAGCGCUCCGAAAGCGAUCGGUUAGUUUGGAUGUUCCAGUCAGCGUCGGAGAUCGCGAUGAUGAUGACGACGGGCCCGAGGAGAAAGGUCUGCUCGAGGAGCUCGAAGCGGACGCCAAGGAGGACCGAAUGGGAACUGCUCCGCCUUCACCUUCGAGGGUAGACGAUAAACUCUCGAUCAAAUCGCUCUCGUCGCCGUUCCACUCGUCCGAAUCGCUUGCAACGAGGGAUAACUCGGAUGGGAUCUGGAAUGAGUCACAAGCUACCAUUAUGACGCCGAGCAUUACUGACAAUGGUAAGCUGACUCCAUCGUCUAAAAGGAAGCAGAUGCUGUUACAGCAUCAGCAGCGCAGCUCACUGGACACGGAUGCCCUGGAUAUGGAGGAUAUCGCUGAUCAGCCCCUCCCGCCUUUGCCAGUAACUGUGGUGUCAUCAUCGUUGCACAGUAUUUCCACAACGUCACCAACGGGUAUCCCGGCUGCGGUUGCUCCUCCACCCCAGGUAAUGCCAUCCGCAACGGCACCCAUCUCCACUAGCCUUGUCAGUGCAGGGACGACGGUAACAACCGGCAUCGUGAAACCGACGCCGUCCAUAGCCAUCAUUCCGUCGCUAAGCAUGGAACGAGAGGAACGAGAACUACAGCAGCAACAGCAGCAGAAGCAGAUGCAGCAAAAUACUGCCACCUUGAGGCGUCCCUCGAGGCCUCUGUCGCCUUCGAAACGACGGGGAAGCGACCAGAAGAAGCUUCCCAAGAUCGAACCACUUAUCCAUCGAUCCCCCGACAGCAACGAACGCAUCGUGCCUAUCCUGAAGGACCAAUCGCCGAUCGGCGAAUCUACGACAGCAUCCGGACCGCAGUCGCCUCCAGAUUUGAUAAAACCUGCUGCGCCCACCCCAACGCAUCCACUACCAGCAGGAGGCAUGCCCUCGGGUCGACCCCACGCAGGUUCCACUCGCUUCGAGCAGGUCAAACUGAAGGGCCUGGAUGACCGUGACCUGUUCGGUGAUGGUGGGGCCGGAUCGGAGGGUAGCACCACCGAGGACUACGCUACCUGUACCGACAACUCCAAGCGGACCGGUUCCGGCCACACGACGGCAACCGGUGGCCCAGCCAAAGGUAUAUUUAAAAGCACCCACGUCAUUAGACCAACCACCAUCAAACCAGUAACAACAGCCCACGUAACUCAGGAAGGUUCGUCGUUCGAGAGUGCUUCCUCGCUGUACAGUCUCGCCCGGGUGGAUGCGAUCUGCGAAGACACCCCACCGCUCGAGGAGAAACCGACGGUGCCACCGCAAAUUCCUCCGCUACCAAGACCCUCUCCAGCGCACUCGGUUAGUAGCAGUUCCAGCGGGAGCUUCCAGAUGGCAAGCAAGAAAAGUUCCCCGUCACGUUCCACGAUACCAAAAGCACUGCCAGCGAAGCCAAAAGUCAAACCGGAAUCAAUUUCCGAUGACGAACGGAGCGAGAAACGGUACUCCUCUUCGCACGACGAAAAAGACCUCAAAGGAACUCUGGGGCGGCCAACGCGGAGGGGACGCGACUGGAACGAAGAAGAACGCAGAAGGAAAAAAAGUACCUUCAAGCUGGAGUUCGAUAAAGAUUCACUCAAAACGUACACGACUCCAAUAUUAAGACAACCAAGUCCCGGUUUUAAGAAACUGUCACCGGAAGACAAAAGCGCCCUAAGCAUUCUCGAUGGCACCAGUCCCAGCAGCAAGCAGAAACGAUUUCGGCCUAAAACGAGAAAAUCACCCCGAACGCGAUCCGCUACUGGAGAGGAACCGAUCAGCACCCCCCUGCGCCGUAGCAAAACUCCUCUCAGCAGAAGUCCCGAGAAGCCUCAAGCUUCGAUGCUACCAACGCAAAUUGUGGCACCCAAACUCAGCCCCUCGCAGUUCUACUCGCAGCUGAAAAGUCCUCCGUCCGCCAGUUCACCUCGCAAGCAGCAGAAAAUAUCCCCGGAAAAACGACUGAAAGCGAUCUCCACGGAAUCGCUCCGUUCGGUUUCCCCCGGCUCGGAUUCAGUGUUCUACAGCGAAGCUGACGCUUUAUCCCAGUCCGAACAGCAAAUUCACUGUCAUCACUGCGGUAAGGAGGUCGAGGUGGUAAGCAUCCCAGGCGAAUCGGAAGAAUCCAUGACGGCUCUUACGCUCGACUCUACCGAUGGCGACAGGCCGGACAUCGUUCAGCCUCCGGAAGGGUUUGCUGACUCGCCGGAUUGUACUAAAACGCCGCAUCACACUCGGCUGUACAAGAAAAUGGAUAAGCGAUUUCGAUCCGAAGAUCGACACGCAGAUCGGCGUCACUACAAACCAAGGCAGGAGUACCGAGCGAAGAGUGAAGAACGCGGCAAAGAUGACACAGAGCCGAACAAUUUGCGACCCGCAGGAUCGUCACCUUGUGUCGCGCCUGUAGCUCCUCACGGUGAUCAUCAGGCCGAACCAGAGCAAGGUAUCUAUCAUGGUAAUUAUCGGGCGGGAGUAUGGAUCUGCAUUGCCGAUCGGGACGUCUGGCGGAGACACGAUUUGGCCGGCGAGGGCAGUUUCGAUAAGCCACCGCGGGAUUUGGCCGAGCGACGUGGGUCCACUGAAUCUGAGAAGGAUUUCCGCAAGAAGUAUCAAGCCAUCACGCACCGUCUGGUGCACCGGAAGUCCUGUGUGGAGAUGUACCGACGCCAGAAUACGAAUAGUUUUGAAAUAGACAAAACGGUUGUGGUUUGCCGAGAGUCCGGGGAGUUUGGUUUUAGAAUACAUGGAUCGAAACCGGUGGUGGUAUCUGCAAUCGAGCCGGACACUCCGGCGGAGACCUCCGGCCUGGAGGUGGGUGAUAUUGUUCUCUCCGUUAACGGGAUAUCGGUGAUCGAUAAGAGCCACUCGGAGGUGGUGAAAAUUGCUCACGCUGGAAGUGACACCUUGGAACUGGAGGUUGCUCGUACGAUUGGGGUUCUUUCGCCACUGGAGGACACCACGGCGAAUCCCGCCAUUUACUCCGGCUUCCUGUGGCGCUUCUCCAACACAACACCGAACAAAUGGGUUCGACGGUGGUUCUCGCUACGGCCAGACCACUGUUUGUAUUACUAUAAGUCUGAGUUGGAUAACCAACCAAUUGGUGCUAUUAUUUUGACAAACCAUAAGGUGGAACGACUUUCCAUGGACGCUACCGGGCGUCCGUUUGGGUUUACUGUGAACACCGAAGAAGGAAACAAGGUUCAACUGGCGGGAGACACCGACGAAGCUGCUAACAGAUGGAUUGCCAUAAUUAGUCACGCUGCCCAGCAGGGCGACCCCUGGCUGGAGAUUAGUGCGCGCAAUUUACGACUGCCAGUAAGUGCGAUUCAUAAGCCGGAUUGCGUUGGACUCCUCACCAAGCUCGGGAGUAAGUGGCGAUCCUGGACAAAGCGGUACUGCGUGUUGAAGGAUGCUGUGUUAUACUUCUAUCACGAUGCUAGUAGCAAGAACGCAUUCGGAAUGGCUUGCUUGCAAGGUUACAGAGUUCAGCCUUCGUCUGCCGGGGGCAAAAAGUAUGCCUUCGAAAUCGUUCCACCCGAACUAACUCUGAGGCAUUACUAUUUCCAUGCGGACACUGAAAUGGACAAGAAACGCUGGGUUGCCGCUUUGGAGUACUCGAUAGACCGCUGGAUGAAGGCUGGCUGAAACACACUGAAACGAUACGAGCAACUCGUAUAGUAUAUAUUUGGGCGCUUUCUCGCUCUUUUUCUUCCUCUGCAUUCGGUUACUCAACCGGCGAUAUUGUCGAUUCCUUCUCGAGUGGUUUUCCAUCUUCCCCUGACCGUUACGUGUCGGUCUCUAUAAAUCUUCUCUUGAAAACAAAAAACAAAAAACCGGAAAAUUACCACCGUAGAUGGGAGUCUUUUUUUAUUACUUCCGACAGCGCAAACUGGAUGGAUCCUGAACUUCAGCCAGCAACGCGAGAGCACAGAGACAAAGUACUACGACAAGGAGUCAAAAAUGUACAGUUAGGAUAUUUGGAAUUUUCGUUUUAUUUUCCAGAUUCGAGAACACGAGUAAAUGUUACAAUUAGAUAGUAAGUUGGGAGCAUUUUUGGAUACGUAUAAUUGUUAGCAUCAAAAUUCAAAUGCUCAAAAUCUGGUACAUAUGUGCGACUGGGUGCAAUUUUUUUAACGCUUAUUAUUAUGUGUGCAAUCUGGUUGGAGAACUAUACAAAACUUAGUCAGUGGAACUUUGAACCAACGAACUGAAGCAAGCAAAACUGUAGCUAAACGGAUAAAGUCAAACUACGAUACAAUAUAGGAACAAAGAAUAAAAGAAAUCAUGAUACAAGAAAUUACGCACACAUUACCGGAAAAAAACCUUGUCAGGCUAGUUGUACCGAAGCGCGUACUAGUAAACGUAAUUAUCUACAUAAAUAUAUCAGUGUAUUGUAUUCCAAAACAGACGACAUGCUGCAUGCCAAAACAUAAGAAAGCAUUUGAUAGUUCAUUGUUUAGAAUAGGCCGCAAGCAAAAAAAAAACGUAUUCCUGUGAGGAACAAAAAGAAAGUAUUUAAGCCGAGGAAAAUGUCUUACGUAAGUGAUUACAACAAUUUUUUGAAUGAGUAUUUCCAGCCUAGGUGUUAAAAAUUGCUCUCCAAUGUGUGAACCAAGCCAAAUAAUCGAUGUUUUAGAGCUUUAUAGCAUCAUUGGAUUUUUGUUAGACCGCGAAUGUUAAAUAGUUUAUCGAAAAGUUGAAAAUCCAUAAGAGAAAAUUUUGGACCAGAUGAACCGUUUGUUUGGAAUAGCUGCCUAUGAGAGGUUACAAAAUGGAAAGCUGAAAAGAGUUGUUUUAUUUUGGAAAAAAAACGUUGUUUGAGCUGCAGUGCCAAUUAUUCAGAUGGUAGAGUAUAAUUUAUUCAGAGCUUCGAUUUUUUUUUCUGCAGCAAUGCCAUAUAUUAACCGAAAUGCCAAUAAAUAUGGUAAGUAAUAAACAAGACCACCGAAUGGACGGACGAUUGUGGAUGGUUUCUGGUCGAAUCUUUAUUAGAAACCAUUAACAAUUAAAUUUGUUCCUCCGUUCGGUGCAAUUAAAAAUAAACAAAAAAUGAAACAACAAGUGCUUUGGUCUUCGUCGCGGCAGUGACACUUUUUGUUCGUUUGCAACCGCCUUCAUCUAUCUUUAUUCAAACCAAAAAACUUCGUAUUCUCACAUGCAAUAGCAAAUAUCCUCAGUCUUGACUCUCACAGAACCGUAGAUCCGAAUGGCGACAAUAACUGACAUUUUCAAGCCAAAUGUUCCAUACUCUUCACAUUCGAUACAUUAUUCUAGAAUUAAAUGCUUUACCCUGAAAAAGGUUUCGCCCUCUCGAGAGUGGCAAUUUCGAAAGCUUCUCCUACAGUUUUUGUUUCGUCAACAGCGCAAAGAAGGCAAACUGUUGCGCGCAAAACACCACACUGAAAGCCAAAAGAUAAAACGAAUGACCUUAAACCAAUGAACAAAAUAGUUGAGUCGAUAAAAAAACGAUUAGAUAACAAACAAAAAAUCUAAACAAAAUCCAUUUUUAAACUUGAAUUAAAUCGCAACGAUGAUCUAAUAAAACAAAAAUCACUGUGGAAUAAAUAUAGACUAGUUGAAGUUUUAUAAGAAAUAUAUAUUAUAGAAAGCAGAAUAGGUGCAGUCGAAAUAUCAAACUAGAAGCGAACAUUCAAUAUAGAAUAUUUACUAGCAACUGAAAUAAUCGAAAAAGGGUAUAAUAAUAGUGCAAUGUUCAAAGUUUUAUUUGAAUGAUAGUCUAAACGCAUCCAGCGAAUUCGCAAUUUUCCAUUCACUACACAGAAACAAACACACAAACACACAUUGCAACCUAAGUCAUGGCACUCAUCAGUAUUUGACACACAAAUUGAUUAUAUCGAAUAUCGACUAGUUAUAUAAAAUGUAUUUAAAAAAAUUCAUCCAACAAAAAUGGGUAAACCGCUUAAAACCGAGAUGCUAGAGGUACGAAAAAACUUACAGCAGCGAGAUUUGUCCGGGUUCACAACACUGCCAUCAUCGAAAUCUGCACGUACAGAAUGUAGAAGAAGACAAUCUCGUGUGCACUGGGAAAAAAGCAAAAGUAAAAUUACAGUCUGCCAGAAGCGGUGCAGUAAAACAGAAAGAGAGAAUAGCAUAGGAGGAGAGGAAAAAAAUUACGAAAAAAAAACAAGAAAGCAAAUUCAAACAAACCAAAACGAUGCGACUUAGACCAAUUCCUAAAUAGUGAACCAAAAUGUGAGAUUACAAAAAAUAGACGAUUAUUAAAAUGGUAA
Messenger RNA from Wyeomyia smithii (pitcher-plant mosquito), 10596 nucleotides. RefSeq lists its product as uncharacterized. Gene Ontology annotation, molecular function: protein binding. The transcript is spliced from 22 exons. The record is from RefSeq and is a predicted model, not a curated record. Lineage: Eukaryota; Metazoa; Arthropoda; Insecta; Diptera; Culicidae. The coding region runs from base 1502 to 7990 and encodes 2162 amino acids.